AUUGUUGCAGAAAUUGAGGCGAACUUGAUCGGUGGCCUGAACCGGUACCAUAAUGCGCAAGGAUAGUUGACACGUGUCACAGUCUUCCGUCAACCUGUCCAUAUCCUCGAACCUAAGCUGUCGUUUCAGACCUUCUCAGGCCCUGGCUCUGGGAGAGCUCGACUUCGCUAUUCUUCCAUCUCUUCGACUUCUCCCAGACCAAUCGCAUGGAAAGGUAGCUAGCACCGCGAUGACCUUUGUCUGGACAUUGCAGAUUCUCAUAAGCAAUCUUCUGGUUCUCAGGCUCUCAAAUCGCCUUUCUUAUUCUAGAAUCUCGUCGCAAAUUUGCUGGACUCAACGCAUAAAUUGUCCAAUCAUUGCUGGAAUGUCUGCACACGCUCCGGAGACCUCAUACGUACGGUCGUUGUCCACCAUCAUACCUCGUCGCUGUUUUGUCGAUAUAUUCUCUCAAUAUCGAUUUCAACUACAUCUGCCGGUACCAGACCACUUCUAAGAUGCCAAUACGGCAGUCAGAUACGUAAUACUGCCCUUUGCU
Aureobasidium subglaciale EXF-2481 is the source of this 535-nucleotide messenger RNA. RefSeq lists its product as uncharacterized. NCBI's taxonomy places the organism in Eukaryota, Fungi, Ascomycota, Dothideomycetes, Dothideales, Saccotheciaceae. Bases 230 to 493 code for a protein of 87 amino acids. The transcript has a single exon. The record is from RefSeq and is a predicted model, not a curated record.